Chlamydomonas reinhardtii is the source of this 2880-nucleotide messenger RNA. RefSeq lists its product as uncharacterized. The transcript is spliced from 16 exons. Gene Ontology annotation, molecular function: RNA polymerase II general transcription initiation factor activity; protein heterodimerization activity; transcription coactivator activity. The record is from RefSeq and is a predicted model, not a curated record. Gene Ontology annotation, biological process: RNA polymerase II preinitiation complex assembly; transcription initiation at RNA polymerase II promoter. NCBI's taxonomy places the organism in Eukaryota, Viridiplantae, Chlorophyta, Chlorophyceae, Chlamydomonadales, Chlamydomonadaceae. Gene Ontology annotation, cellular component: SLIK (SAGA-like) complex; SAGA complex; transcription factor TFIID complex. Bases 29 to 2419 code for a protein of 796 amino acids.
AUGAUGACGAACAUGUGAUGCUUGAGCAAUGUCCAAUCCAAAUUUUAUAACGCCAGGGAGUGUUAGGGCCAUCGCGCUGAGCGUGGAUGUGACCUAUCUCACCGAGGAGGCCGCAAAGGCGCUGGCGCCGGAUGUGGAGUAUCGCUUGCGGGAAGUAAUCCAGGACGCGCUCAAGUUCGCUCGGCAUAGCAAGCGGACGAAACUUACAACCCAAGACAUCAAUGAUGCCUUGCGAUUACGAAACAUCGAGCCGCUGUAUGGCUUCCUGAACAACAGCGACCCCGCCAAGUUCGUACGCGCCACCGGCGCACCGGACCUGUACUUCGUGCGGGAUGACACCGUGCCGCUGGAGCAGAUCACGUGUGCGCCGCUGCCCAAGGCGCCCAACGCCACCACCGUGAUGCCGCACUGGCUCUUCAUCAACGGCGUGCAGCCGCAGACGGAGGAGAACGCGGCGGUGGACCCGCGGCCGGCGCCCAAGCGGCAGCGACUGGCGGCGGGGGCGGCGGCGGCGGCGGCUGCCGCAGCGGGGGCGGGAGCGGCGGCGGGGCAGGCGGACGCGGCGGCGGGUCAGAAGCGGAAAGCGGGACAGGACGGGGCGGCGGCGGCGGGCGCGGCGGGCGGCGGUGCGGGUGCGGCUGUAGGGCAGCCGGGCGAGCGUGUGGCCAUGCCCGUGCAGCACAUCCUGUCGGACGAGGUGCAGCGCCUGCUGCAGCAGAUCAAGGCCACGCUGAGCAACCCCUCGCCCGCCACACUGGACGUGGGCCCGGGCGCCGAGCGCGGCGACAAGGCGCUGUGGGGCGGGGUGGUGGAGGUGGACGCGGCGGAGCGGGGUGCGGGCGCCGCCGGCUCGGGACUGCUGCUCACGCCCAUGCAGCGCGCGGUGCUGACCACCGUGCAGCGGGACCCGGGCAUGCAGCAGCUGCUGCCCUACCUGACCAAGCACGUGGGCGAUGAGGUGGCAGGCGGGCUGAGACAGCUGCCGCGGCUGCACAUGGCGCUGAGGCUGGUGCAGGCGCUGCUCCUGAACCCCGCGGUGAGCCUGGAGCCCUACCUGCACUCCCUCAUGCCGCCACUGCUCACGUGCCUCAUGGCCAAGUCACUGGGCGACGGCCCCACGUGCGACCACUGGGCUCUGCGCGACGCGGCGGCGGCUGUGGUGGCGCGCAUCUGCAGCCGCUUCGGGGAGCCCUACUACAGCCUGCAGGUCAAGGUGUCCAAGCAGCUGCUGCGGGCGCUGCUGGAUGGAUCCAAGCCCCUGCCCACACACUACGGGGCUGUAGCAGGGCUGGCGGCGCUAGGGCCCGCAACCGUGCGACUGCUGCUACUGCCGCAGCUGGAGCCCUAUUUGAACAAGCUACAGCCAAGCCUGCCCGGCGGAGGCCUGGCGGGCGCGGCGGCGGCGGCGGGCGGCAGUGUGGGCGCGGCCGCGCCUAGCAGUGGGAAGGAGGGCGUGCGGCAGUUUGAGGCGACACGUGUGUAUGGGGCGCUGCUGCAGGCCGCCGGCGGCGCCAUGUACGACAAGCUGAUGUGUGUGGCGGCGGACUCCUUGCCGCAACACCUGUUCAGGACAGCCGGAAGGGUGCGGCGCAGUCUGGAGGUGAAGGGGGAGGGCGAGGCCGCGGGCAGCGGCACCACACCCGCCACCUCCCCAGGCAUCAAGCAGGAGCCGCACGCAGACGGCGCCGCCUCCCCGCCCGGCGCCCGUGCGGCCGCCGCGGCGCCGCCGCCGGUGGCGAACCCCGCCAUUUCGGAGCAGGUGGCGGUGCCGGCGCCGCCCCAUGACCCGAGCUUGGAGACCACGUGGCAGAGGCUGCAGCAGGACCCCAAGGCAACACAGGUGUACCGCAUGAUUGUGGCCGACCCCGUGUCAGACAAGUCAAGGAGCAUGUUGGAGAGCCUGCUUCAGCUGACACAGAAUACAGACGGGCGAUCAGCCACUGGACUGGCGCUGCUGUACCAGCUCGGUAAGAUGGGCAUUGGGCCGCCCUCGGUAGUAAAGGCGAAUAAAGCGGCAGCGGCGGCGGCAGCAGCGGCGACUGCGGCGGCGGCCGCCGCCAACGGGAAGGCCAGCUCAAAUGGCGGCGCGCAGUCGCCGCCAACAGGAUCAGGAAUGGCGGCGGCGUCAUUGUCGUCUCCCCCUGGCAGUGGCGCGAAGACGCCGGCGGCUAGCAACGGAGCCGUGCCGGGCCCCGUGCAGGCGCAAGUGGGGAAAGGGCGAGCCUCCUCGGCAGCAGGAGCAGCAGGGGCAGCAGGAGCCGCCGCCCCUGCGCCGCGCUCUGUGCGGGCGGUCCUGGCUGAGAGCUGGCGUGAGGACGCGGACAUUGGGGAGGUGGUGGGGGCGCUCACGACCCUGUUUGGGCCGGCCUUCCUCAGCCGCCUGCCGCAGCCGCCGCAGCUGCCCGUGAUGACCUUGUAGGCGUUUGGGUGUUGCAUGUCCAUUGCAUGUCCGUUGCAAGUGACGUGUUGCAUGGCCGUCGGAAGACGUCGCAGUGCCGUGCAACGCGGAGUCGCCGGGCAUAGCAGGGAUGACCUUGCAGCUGCUGGUGGUGGUGGCGGUAGUGGCGGUGGUGGUGGCGGUGGCGGUGUGGUGGUGGCGGUGGCAGGUGGCCGCAAGUUAGGCUGAACUUCAAUUGGUCCAGACGAGCAGAUAUUACAUGUGACCUUUCCAGUGCGUGUGCUGCACUCGGCACUGCCCUACGUUGGCAGAAUGGCUACACAUGCUGAGCUGCCCACCCUGCAACGGUGCAACUUGCAAGUCUCGCAACGCAAGCUGACAGCUGCGCUAAGGCUGUCGCCAGCGGGAGCUGCAGAGAUGCUGUGACCGGGUUUACAGGGUCGCAUUAUCGGUUCCGUUUCACCUUGUAAUCACCAAGAUCG